GUCCGCGGCCGCGCGGUGUGCGCAGUACCGCAGGGCGGAGGCGCGCGUGGCUGCGGCGCUGCUGCAGGGUGCCUCGGACCUCGUCGGCCACCGCGGUCGUGAGCCGUCGAGGCUGGCGCAGGCAAUGGUGAUGGCCCUGUCCGAGCUGGCUG
Molecule: messenger RNA, 152 nt
Organism: Prorocentrum cordatum
Lineage: Eukaryota; Dinophyceae; Prorocentrales; Prorocentraceae
Source: the annotation of a GenBank genome assembly